GUGUGUCCGCUCUCUUCUGUGUGAAAACUGGAAAAGAACCAAAAGAAAAAAGCAGAAGUUUCUCAUCUCUGGUGACGGGGGCGAUAUUUUUAUCUUGUUUCAUGAAAUUAACAUAAUUAUUUUGUUUAAUUUCAAUAAAAAUUGUUCACCAUGAAUCUAUUUAGCAGUACAAAAUGCAUUUUCUUCCAACUAAUCAUGAUCUUUUAUGUUUUCUACAACCCGACCGACAGCGGGGCUGUUGAAUUAAAUAGUCAAAACAUUGACAUGACUCUAGCAUCAAACGAACUGGUUUUUCUUAACUUCUAUGCUGAGUGGUGUCGUUUUAGUAACAUUCUUCAACCUGUAUUCAAUGAAGCCGCAGAUAAGGUACGAGAAGCAUUCCCUGAAGCUGGAAAAGUUGUUCUUGGCAAAGUAGAUUGCGACCGUGAAACAAGCAUUGCAUCACGUUUCCACAUCACAAAAUAUCCAACACUUAAAAUAGUACGCAAUGGACAAUUGACAAAGAGAGAAUAUCGUGGACAGAGAUCAGCUGAAGCAUUUUUGGAAUUUGUCAAAAAACAAUUGGAAGAUCCAAUCAAAGAAUUCCAUUCGCUAAAGGAUCUAGAAAAUCUCGAUUCGAAAAAACGUAUUGUUAUUGGUUAUUUCGAUCGUCGUGAUCAACCUGAAUAUAAUACAUUCCGAAGAGUUGCAACGAAUCUUAAAGAAGACUGUCAAUUCCAUGUUGGCUUUGGAGAUUCAUCUAAAGCAAUGCAUCCUCCAGAACAAAGUGAAGGAGAAACAAAACCUAUAGGAACUCCAAUUAUUGUUUUUAGACCCGAUGUAGCUUUGUCACAUGAAAAUGACGAAACCUACAAGGGUGGUCUUGUCAAUUUUGAUGAACUUAAUAUUUGGGUACAGGAGAAGUGUGUUCCUUUAGUGCGAGAGAUAACUUUUGAAAAUGCCGAAGAAUUAACUGAAGAAGGCUUACCAUUUUUGAUAUUGUUCCAUAAUCCUGAUGAUACUGAUUCUAUCAAAGACUACAAAGCUAUUAUUGAAAAUGAAUUGCUCACUGAGAAACAAAAUGUUAAUUUCCUAACUGCUGAUGGCAAACGUUUUGCUCAUCCACUCCAUCACUUGGGAAAGUCGGAUGAUGACUUGCCACUUAUUGCCAUUGAUUCCUUUAGACACAUGUAUCUUUUCCCCGAGUUCAAAGAUAUGUACAAACCAGGCAAACUAAAGGAGUUCUUACAAGAUUUGUAUAAUGGAAAACUCCAUAGGGAAUUUCAUUACGGACCUGAUCCAACAAACGAUCAAGAUAAUGAUAUUCAAAUCAAAUUCAUCACAUCGCCGCCCGAGUCGACAUUUAAGAAGCUUGGUCCUUCGAAAAAUCGUUACACUCUACUGAAGGACGAAUUAUAAUUUAAACAUCUAUUUUAGAUUACACUUUUGAUCCCUUAUAGAUUCUUAAUUUCUAUUAUUUUUUUUAGUUGAAUUGUUUGUUCUCUUCUUCGAUGUAAAAAGAAAACAUGUGGUUAUGUGUGAUGAGUCUUUUGGUUCUGAUCAGCUGAGCUGCUGUAGAUUAUGUGAACAAAAAACAUAAUUAUCGGCUUUUUUUUGUAUCUAUUUGCUUUGAAAACAAAAAUGUUGAUUUAAAUAUUAUUCCGUAUAUUUAACUUUCAUAAUAUUCUUAUCUCUGAGCUGUAUUCGUUUCUUUUUUAUAAUUAUUACGGUGCCUAGAAAGAAAUCCUGCUUUCUUGUACUGUAACCAACUUAAUUCGGCAGUCGUGUUUAGGUUCUUUUUUAAAAUAAUAAUAUAAACAUCGUAAUAAAUACUACAGUUGUAAAUAUAUAUUAUAUAAAAUC
Messenger RNA from Episyrphus balteatus (marmalade hoverfly), 1842 nucleotides. It is a transcript of the gene ERp44, whose product is annotated as endoplasmic reticulum resident protein 44. The transcript is spliced from 8 exons. The record is from RefSeq and is a predicted model, not a curated record. Bases 151 to 1398 code for a protein of 415 amino acids. Lineage: Eukaryota; Metazoa; Arthropoda; Insecta; Diptera; Syrphidae.